UCUGGUUCGGUCACCAGUUGCUGAGUCUUUUUCACAGCAGCGGACGAUGCGUUCACGCUGCACGCUCACGGUGUCCCGGGACUCACACAAGCGCGCGCCUCCAACAGCGAGCGACAACAGAGAGAUGUAAUAGUGGGGUCUACAGGGCUACCACAAUGGGAGGAGUAAGAAAGUUACCCUGAGCCCUGCCCACCUACUGCAAAACAUAUAAGACGCUGGAGUGAGGCAAAAAAGCAGGCAUUUAAGCCUUCAAUCUUGAUGAAAAGACAAAAACUUCUAACUACUUUCUUAAUUCCAUGAUCUAAGUCUUUUUUCAUUAUGGCUUCAUUGGCAGUUAAUUGACACCUCUUAAGUAUUUCUUUCAUCUGUUAUGGAUGAACAAGAACUUAAUUGAUAUUUUUCAUUCUCAUCAUCUAAAAGCUACAUAAACUUUGUCGAAAAGUGAGGAUUUUUUUUUUCUUUUUUGGGAAAAGUUGGUAGAAAUUAAGACACAAUGGCACUGGACUCUGACUUUGGUGUGAAGAGCAGCAGCAUCAUCAGGGAAUGGAGUGGACAGGUUCAGCCCGCUCUGGUCGCCUCUUUUGUUUUCCUCUUCUGUCUGGAAGCCUGUCUGUGGGUCAGGAACCUCAGACUCAAGAGGAGACUGCCAGGACCCUUUGCCUGGCCGGUGGUGGGCAACGCCAUGCAGCUAGGCCAGAUGCCCCACAUCACCUUCGCCAAGCUGGCCAAAAAGUAUGGAAACGUGUACCAGAUACGGCUGGGCUGCAGUGACAUUGUAGUUCUGAAUGGGGACAGAGCGAUACGUCAGGCUUUGAUACAGCACAGCACUGUGUUUGCAGGCAGACCAAACUUUGUCUCUUUCCAGAUGAUCUCUGGAGGCAGAAGUAUGAGUUUUACCAGUUACAGCAAACAGUGGAAAGCACACAAAAAAAUAGCUCAGUCCAGCCUCAGAGCCUUCUCCUCUGCAAACAGUCAGACUAAAAAAGCCUUUGAGCAGCACAUAACAGCAGAGGCCAUGGAGCUGGUGCAGAUAUUUCUACGCCACAGCAAUGAUGGACGAUUUUUUAACCCUGCUCAUGAAUUCACAGUAGCUGCUGCUAACAUCCUGUGUGCUCUGUGUUUUGGGAGGCGAUACGGACAUGAGGACCUGGAGUUUAGGAACCUUCUGAAAAAGUUGGACAAGUUUGGAGAGACAGUGGGGGCAGGUAGUCUUGUAGAUGUGAUGCCCUGGCUUCAGUCCUUCCCUAACCCAGUCCGCAGCGUCUACGAGAACUUCAAGAGCCUCAAUGAGGAGUUCUUCACCUUUGUCAAAGAUAAAGUGAUUCAGCACAGGGAGUCCUUUGACCCCGAGGUGACCCGGGACAUGAGUGACGCCAUCAUCAACGUGAUCGAGCAUGGAAAGGACAGCGGGCUGAGCAAAGAGUUUGUCGAAGCAACGGUCACAGAUCUGAUCGGAGCAGGUCAAGACACAGUGUCAACUGUCAUGGAGUGGAUCCUCCUGCUGCUGGUCAAAUACCCGGACAUGCAAGCCAAACUGCAUGAGCUCAUAGACAAAGUGGUCGGCCAAGACAGACUGCCAACAACAGACGAUAGAUGCAACCUCGAAUACCUGGAUGCCUUCAUCUACGAAACCAUGCGCUUCACCAGCUUCGUGCCAGUCACCAUCCCACACUCCACCACCUCUGAUGUCACUAUUGAAGGUCUCCACAUCCCCAAAGACACAGUGGUCUUUAUCAACCAGUGGUCAGUUAAUCAUGACCCUCUGAAGUGGAAGGACCCUCAUAUCUUUGACCCAACACGCUUCCUUGAUGAAAAUGGGGCCCUGGAUAAGGACAUAACCAACAAUGUGAUGAUCUUUUCAACGGGUAAGAGACGCUGUAUCGGCGAUCAAGUCGCCAAGGUGGAAGUGUUUUUAUUCACAGCCACCCUGCUACACCAGUGUAGCUUUGAGAGCAGCCCCUCUGAGCCCCCCUCUUUAGACUGCUCCUACGGGCUCACACUGAAGCCGCUCCGGUUCUGUGUCAGUGCCAAGCUGAGGGGGAAGCUCCUUGGAUUAGUUUCCCCGGCAUGAACAGCAUGUCCCAAUACUGUGACUCAAGGCCAGCAAACACUUUUCCACCAAUGACAUUUGACAGUGAGUAUCAAAAUCUUACUGUUGGAAGGUUUUCAUAUUUAAUAAUGAUAUUUAAUGCAUAUCUUAACACAGACUGUAUUUGAAGUUCCGUUUAGGUCAUGAUUUAAAGAUGUAAUGUUUGCUACAGGUUGAAUUUAAGGUCUUUGGCUGUGGGGAUAAACUUCUGCUUCACAAGAUACUGUAUACUUGAUGAGACUUUGUAUAUUAGUCAUGUGCUUGUUUCACAUCCACUAUUGUGUAUGUACAUGUAUUAUGUGUAUGCAGGAAUUAGCUACUUUCCUUACAUGUCAAUUCAAACUAAUAUAACUGUAUAUGAAAUGUUUGUGAAUGUUACAGAGUCUGUCAAUGAUGUAUUGGUCUUUAUUGUAAUAUGUACGAUUAUUUAACCAUUGCCACCUAAAGCAGUUACAUUUCUGUAUUUCAUAUUUCAGGUAUGACAAUAAAUGUUAUAUUUUUAAUGUAUUUCACUAUCUACUGUACACAAAGUAUCUAAACACAUGAAGUUAAGAAGUGGCGUGUUUGUGGAAGAGGGAGUCUUUAGUCAAAGGACAUCCAUCGCACUCUGACAGAUGAAGAAAAGACACUGCUAUGAACCUUGAAAAAACUUCACAGACUUGAUGCACCCAGGGUUCAGUUUUACUGUACAAGCACUGCAGCUAUACAAAGCCAAACACACACGUCGUAACAGUAUAGACAGACACACACAUGUGAAGCAAAUUUCCUCCACUCAUUCUCAAAAACAUGUUUGUUUACAAUGUCACUUUCUCAAAGCUAUAUGGAUGUUAGUGCGCUUUCUUUAAAGUGUCAUUGUUAAGGAAUUGAUGUCACAAUGCCUGGAGGAUGUGUUUCUCUCUGUCUCAAGGCAGCAAAUGCAACUCCUAAGGCCUUGAAUGUUAUUUAUCCAUGUGUUGGCUUUAUAUGAUGGGAAAAUAAGCUACAA
Molecule: messenger RNA, 3074 nt
Organism: Xyrichtys novacula (pearly razorfish)
Lineage: Eukaryota; Metazoa; Chordata; Actinopteri; Labriformes; Labridae
Source: the annotation of a GenBank genome assembly